Teleopsis dalmanni is the source of this 643-nucleotide messenger RNA. RefSeq lists its product as uncharacterized. Bases 48 to 605 code for a protein of 185 amino acids. The transcript has 2 exons. Lineage: Eukaryota; Metazoa; Arthropoda; Insecta; Diptera; Diopsidae. The record is from RefSeq and is a predicted model, not a curated record.
AACAAUUUCAGUGAGAACAGUUCAAAUUUCUAAAAAAUAAAAUCAAAAUGAAAUUCCUAGUUGUUAUCUUCGCCUUCGCAGCAGUGGCAUUCGCUGAUGUCUCACAUUUAAAUAAUAUGUACUUGCCGCCUGUACAUCAUGGAUCACAUCCAGCUGCUUCUGAUAAUGUACCCGUAGCAGCACCACACAGCGUUGAUUAUACACAACAAGCUGAGGAUAUACCAGCAGCAAUUGGUGCUGACACUUAUACUCCCGCACAUUUAAUUGAAGCCGAACAAGAACAUCAAGCUUCAAACAAUUAUGCAGCAGAUGUACCAGCACCUGUAGAAGCCGUCGAAGAACAACAAAGUAUCGAUCAGAACACUGUAGAAGUUGCAGAAGAAACCAGAAUACCAACAAUAAUCGGCGCUAAUACAUAUACACCAUCCCAUCUCUUGGGCAAUGAUGAACCACAACAAAUUCAACCUGAAGCCAGCAAUGAUCAGUUGUCAGCCGUACCAGUCGGUGAAUAUGUAGCUGAAUCCCAUAACAUCGUACAUCACCAACAUCAAGCCGAUUCAGGUAUUGAUACACAGUACGGCUCAAACGGUGGUUAUGUCUAUUAAAAUUUCAAAAAUAAGGUGUUUGUGAUAAUGUUUAAUGA